This is a messenger RNA of Cyprinus carpio (common carp), 3530 nucleotides long. RefSeq names its product tubulin monoglycylase TTLL3-like. The record is from RefSeq and is a predicted model, not a curated record. Lineage: Eukaryota; Metazoa; Chordata; Actinopteri; Cypriniformes; Cyprinidae. Gene Ontology annotation, cellular component: cilium. Gene Ontology annotation, molecular function: protein-glycine ligase activity, initiating. Gene Ontology annotation, biological process: cilium movement; cilium assembly; protein polyglycylation.
AGCCUAAACUAAGAACAUCCAACUCAUAAUCCUGAGUUAUAACAUUUCUUUAAACUGUAGCAAACAUUGCCAUCUAGUGGCUUUACAGGCAGUUUUACAUGACUUCAUUCCAAAAGGACAGGUAAUCACAAAAAAAAAAAAAAAAAAAAACAUCAUCAAUAUGUUAUGGAACAUUAAAUAAUUCAAGUGCCUUUCAAAGCGACUGAUUAGGACACGUUUAUUAGACAAAAUAUCAUUCGCCCAUUCAUGUUAGCUAGGCUAAUUGUUAUUAUUGUGCCGUCUGGGGAGAUCGCUAUAAUGAAUAAGAUGUUAUACUCAGCCCUCCUGACGUUUCUGAAACUAGCGCUAAUGUGCAUAAUAAUUCAAAAGCCUGUAUGUCUUUAAUGUAAUGGAGCCAAAGGAGUAUAAUAAAUAGAACAUUUCAUAACAAGAUAAUGAAUAUUCAGUAUCCAGUGUUCAUUAUGUGAAUGUUAGAUAGUGAAUUCUUCAGAGUGCAACUGUUGCGUUGCGCGUUCCGCCUGGUUUGCCCGGCGUCAUCCGUUUCCAGGAAACAGUUGUUAAGGGUGAUGUAAACAGCAAGCUGGUGCUGGAAUGUGUGCAGUACGCGUGCGCUGAACGAGCGGUUCUCCGCGGCUCUACCGGGCUGGCUGGCCGCACCGGUGACCUUAUCGAUUUCAACAGACGGCUUCUGGCGGGUGUCAAAUCCAGAGGUGAACGUCGCAAUCCAGGUUAAAAAGGGAAAGAUUGAUCCAUUUUGUGAGUGAUGCAAGAGUUAAAUCAAACAUGCACCAACAUAUGCAAGUGCCACCCUUGGAAGGAAGAGGUCGCUGUAAUUAUGUAAAUCUGCCUCUGAUUAAUGGAGACAGACUAAAGACAGCUAAGAGUCUAGUGGACAAGGCAAUAAAGGAGAAGAAAGUGUUCUCUGUGCAAGGUCCAUAUCCUGUAAUCCGUGCAGGCCUACGUGCAAGAGGAUGGGUGGAGCGACGGCUACCACGGCCGUCUGUCCCACGGCCUCGUCGUCAUGAUCUUGAAACAGAAGCCACAGAUGAGGGUGACAGCAGUGAUGAUGAUGACUUUGGAGAGGAGGUAGAGAGGGACGAUGAGGCAGAUGAUCUGUAUGACCUAAUGUCACGGUUGGUUCGCAAUGAGACGGCAUAUUUCUACUGGACAACAAGGAGGGAUUCAGUCGACUGUCGGUCUUUACGUAAAGACCAGAUGACCAAUCAUUACGCAAAGGCAGGAUCUUUCACCACCAAGGUUGGUUUGUGUAUGAGUUUGAGAAAUCUGCAGUGGUUUGAUGCAGCAGAUCCCGAUACAUUCUUCCCACGCUGCUACAGACUGGGGGCGGAGGAUGAUAAACAUGCUUUUAUUGAGGACUUUAGACGGACUGCAUGCACAAGUCUACUGAUGUAUGUUUUGGAGAAGUAUGCAGGGGAUUCAGAGUGGGAGAGAACCAGAAAGGUGCAUGAUGCUAAAUCUCAUGGUCUGAGCAAGCCUCGUAAACAGCAUGCCAAACAGAGGGUUGGAAGCUCGAUAAUUGACAAUGCAUUGCAUGUAUGUGAGGAGUAUAUGAACAGUUUAGAACACUGUGACAUAGACAUGACUUUGGAAACAACCCCUACCCUCUCAGAGCAACAGUGGAAGGUGUUUCUUCAGAAUUAUUAUUUAGUUAUUCAUAAAGGACUGACGAUAGAGGGCUGUGAAGAUUAUGUGGAGCGUUGUAAAUGCAUGUUGGAGCAGAUGCGUUGUUUUUGCCCUCAGAUGGAGACUGAUGGACUCUGCAACAUCUGGAUCAUUAAACCCGGGGCCAAGUCACGAGGCAGAGGUAUAAUGUGCAUGAACAAGCUGGAUGAGAUAAUGAGUUUAGUAGAUGCAGACCAUGGCAUCAUGAAUGACAGUAAGUGGGUGGUGCAGAAGUACUUGGAGCGGCCUCUCCUCGUGCAUGACACUAAGUUUGAUGUAAGACAGUGGUUCCUGGUCACAGACUGGAACCCACUUACUGUGUGGUUCUACCGUGAGUGCUACCUUCGUUUUUCUACCCAGCCUUACUCCACUCAUACAUUGGACAGUUCUGUACAUCUUUGCAACAACUCCAUCCAGAAGCACUUUCAACCAAGCCCAGAUCGUAAUCCUUCUUUACCUGCUGAGUGCAUGUGGUCAUGUUCACAGUUCCGCUCCUGGUUGGCUGCUUCAGGCCGAGAUGACCUGUGGGAAAGUGUGGUGGUUCCAGGUAUGCAGAAGGCUGUUAUCCAAACUCUCUUGACUGCGCAGGACAGUGUGGAACCUCGCAAAGCCAGUUUUGAGCUUUAUGGAGCUGACUUUAUGCUGGGACGGGAUUUGCGACCUUGGCUUUUGGAGAUCAAUGCCAGCCCCACCAUGGCACCCUCCACAGGAGUCACAGCUCGACUCUGCCCCGCUGUACAAGAAGACACUUUGCGGGUGGUGCUGGAUCGACAAUGUGACCGCAACACUCACACUGGCGGCUUUCAACUAAUAUACAAACAGGCAGCAGUAGAAAUUCCUCAGUAUGUGGGAGUGAAUCUUCUUGUAGAGGGGACUUCAAUCAGGCGUCCUCGAGCCCCUGUUUACAAGCCUCUCAUACAGUCUCACCCUGAUCCGCUAUCAAAAUCCAGCAGUCACAGGUCUUCACUCAUAAGCAGCCAUUGCAUUUCUGGUAAGGAGAAUCAAUCAGAGAAGGCAAAGAAGGCCUGGACUACCCUCUCCUCCCGUAAAGUCACGUUAGAAAAAUCUUUGAUCUUUCAACCUAAACUGAGGAAACGUCCCCACAGACUCGUCUUACCCUCAACCUGUUGUGUCCUUCCCAACCCAGCAGAACUUCAUCCGCAAAAACUCUCACUCACUCACACCCAGCCCGAUCACCCCCCGACAAACAGGACACGCAGCAAACUUCCAUCCCUUUACCAUCCAACCCCAUCACUGGAUGUAAUAAAUCUACGUCCCGGACAAGCAUUCCCCUCCGGUCGCUACAAACACGAAAUGCACACAGUCAAUAUAUCUUAUCCAGUCUUACGCAUGCAGAAAUACCUGUCACUAAACCAUAGACGGGCCAUGGACACUUUCACAGAGAGAGAAGGGCCAAAGUCAUCCUGAGGAAUCUUUUGGAGAAAACGAUUUCAUUCAAACAGAUUAUUGUGAGGUAAUAUGACAUAAAAGGAAUGAAUAUGUUUUAGAUUGUAUCAGUUGUAUUGUGAGUUUAUCUUUCAAACCCAUAUACUUUAUCAAUCUGCUGUCAGAAAUAAGAAAGAGAACAGCAUAUUUAGUUAUAUAUAUUUGAAAUCUGUCAUCAUUUAUUUUUUAAAACCUGAAUUUUCUUUUAAAGGAGACCUUAUGCAGAAUAUUGACUGUUCCUUUACAUAUAAUGGAAGCAUACCUUGGCCAGGGCCUGUUAAGGUCCCAAAAAGACCAAAAAGCACCAUAAACACUUGACCAUACAACAGCUUUUAGAAUUUGGACUUUUUGGGUAAUCUACUGUAUCCCUAUAAGACUGUUUAAAAAAACAAAAAACAAAA